Ctenopharyngodon idella (grass carp) is the source of this 1355-nucleotide messenger RNA. It is a transcript of the gene gja13.1, whose product is annotated as gap junction protein alpha 13.1. Gene Ontology annotation, cellular component: connexin complex. The record is from RefSeq and is a predicted model, not a curated record. Gene Ontology annotation, biological process: cell communication. Lineage: Eukaryota; Metazoa; Chordata; Actinopteri; Cypriniformes; Xenocyprididae.
AAAGUCUGAGCAUCAGCAAACAUGGGAGACUGGGGAUUUCUCUCGGCGUUAUUAGACAAAGUGCAAUCUCACUCCACUGUCAUUGGCAAAAUAUGGAUGAGCGUCCUUUUCAUCUUCAGAAUCCUGGUGCUGGGAGCGGCAGCGGAGAGCGUUUGGGGUGACGAACAAUCUAGUUUGGUUUGCAACACGUUGCAACCCGGUUGCGAGAACGUGUGCUAUGACUGGCAGUUCCCCAUCUCGCACAUCCGCUUCUGGGUCUUGCAGAUUAUAUUCGUGUCCACUCCAACUUUGGUGUACCUCGGCCAUGCGGUGCAGGUCAUUCACCAAGAGAACAAACUCAGGGAGAAGAUUAAAAGACUUGGCGAUGGUCACAAGUUGAAGUCACCCAAAUACACAGAUGACACUGGCCACGUCAAAAUUAAAGGAAACCUGCUCGGCAGCUAUCUGACCCAGUUGUUUUUUAAAAUCAUCUUCGAGAUUGCAUUCAUUGUUGGACAGUAUUAUUUAUAUGGCUUUAUUAUGAUCGCCAAGUUUACAUGUUCCCAAUCUCCUUGUCCUUACACCGUGGAAUGUUUCAUGUCCCGUCCCACAGAGAAGACCAUCUUCAUCAUCUUUAUGCUAGUGGUAGCCUGUGUGUCUCUGCUACUGAAUGUCAUAGAGGUGUUUUACCUGCUGUGCACCAGGGUGGGAUGCCGGACCAACAAGAAACGGACACAUAUCACUUCGGCUAGAAACCCCGCCAGUUUGCCAUCUUCCUGGGAGAUGACCUCGGAAAAUGCUCUGAAGCAAAACAAAAUGAACAAGCAGUAUGAGAGCGGUCAGAGUCUUGGAGGAAGCCUGGAUGGGGCCAAAGAAGAAAAACAAUUGAUGGAAGAUCAUUAGAUUUGGACUUUUGUAUCUCAGAAAUUUAACAAAUCUGCCAAGUUUUAAGAGAAACAUCUAUAUAGUUUGUUUUUUUCAAAGCCCUUAGCUAAUUGUCCAGUAUUUUACACGCUUGAGAAAGUAUUAUGAAACUCUUCAAACGGAUUGUGUUAUUUAAUUAUUUUAUGAUCAUUUUGUGUGCAUAAUACAUGUUUGGCUUGGAUAGUUUUGAUAUACUAAGGUAAAAAAAUGCUUAUUGUUAUAUGAUUGUAUAUAUUGUGUGUAAAUAUACCAAAGAGUCAGUAGGUGACUUGAGCACUGGUGUCCACAUGUCUAGUUUGUCUGAUGUUGUCAUUUCCAUUAGCUACAUUUUCCGUUACAAACAGACAAAUUUAUAGUGAUAUAUGUAUUCUGAAUGUAAACUGAUGUCAGUGAUGUUCAGAGAGCAGAAUGACAAUAUACUUAUUUGAAAUAAAACUUUUAAAACAACAAAA